Molecule: messenger RNA, 486 nt
Organism: Halteromyces radiatus
Lineage: Eukaryota; Fungi; Mucoromycota; Mucoromycetes; Mucorales; Cunninghamellaceae
Exons: 2
Biological process (GO): mitochondrial outer membrane translocase complex assembly; protein insertion into mitochondrial outer membrane
Cellular component (GO): mitochondrial outer membrane
Source: RefSeq, a predicted model, not a curated record
UUUUUUUUUGUUUCUUGUCAUUUCUUUACAAUACCACCACAAGAAAUACCAAAAUAAUGACCAGUUUUAUUGAUAGACAAACAACUGAUUAUAUUGAUUCUGAUUUAAGUAUUGAUGGAGUAGAUGAUAAUAGUCAAGAAUCCUCUUUUGAUGAUGAUUAUAGUGAAGAUAGCGAAUAUGAUGCUGAAGCACAAUGGGAAGAAAAUAUAGCUCAAUUGAAUGCUCUUUGUUCCUUAGUAAUAUUUCCUUUUGUAGGGAAAUGGUUAGGUAGAAAGUGCUCUUUUUGGUGUAAGUAAUAUAGAAUGAUUAAGAAGAAAAUGAUUUUACUUAUUAUUAUUUAUUAUUAUUAUUUAGUAUGGUCUCGAUGGUCUCGUUCAUCUUUUACUUUAGAUUAUUCAUCUUCCUUUUUAUCAUUUCAAUCACUCAAUACUAUGAAAUUUUUAUCCCAAUAAAACACUUUUUAUUUUUUUUUACUGUCAAAAUGUU